Messenger RNA from Carassius auratus (goldfish), 10475 nucleotides. RefSeq names its product microtubule associated serine/threonine kinase 2 (gene mast2). The transcript has 28 exons. The record is from RefSeq and is a predicted model, not a curated record. Lineage: Eukaryota; Metazoa; Chordata; Actinopteri; Cypriniformes; Cyprinidae. The coding region runs from base 1766 to 7237 and encodes 1823 amino acids. Gene Ontology annotation, molecular function: ATP binding; protein binding; protein serine/threonine kinase activity. Gene Ontology annotation, cellular component: microtubule cytoskeleton. Gene Ontology annotation, biological process: cytoskeleton organization; intracellular signal transduction; peptidyl-serine phosphorylation.
AUUAUGCAAAUAGCUCUGAGUCUGUAUGUGUCUGAUUGGCUGGCUGGAUGUGUUGCUGGCUGAUAGGACAGAUAAAGCAGCAUUCAGCAGUGAGGCGCUGGGAAGAGGAGGAGGAGAGCUUACAAGGAGCAAGAAAGCGAGAAACGGAAGAUACAGAAGGCGUCUAUGUACAGCACAAGCAAAGAAGAGAAAUACAGCUAUUAUAUUCCUUUAACCACCUGCAUGUGCACUGAUAGAAGGCUGUGCAAGCGGAAGAUUUAAAUGACAAAGUUGAGUGUGGCUGAAUUGUGACUGCCAUUGCAGCCCAUUCACAAACAGCGGACCGCUUCAAGCACUUUGACAGGGAGGAAGAUGAGGAGAUUUUGAGUGACACUCAUCCUGCAUGGGAUUUUCAUCUUGUUUCCCGAUCUCAACCGUUUUCAGGAGAACAACCUUGGCUGUAGUCCAGUUCAUCAGGCUGAGCUGAAGAAGCUGAAUAAAGGCGGGGAGAUAUGUGAAGAAAAAGCAGACAAGCAGUGAGCAUGAGUGCAGCGUCUGUUUGCACCUGCCACUGAAAACACAGCUCUGCCAGCGUGACUUUUGUCGUCCGCCUGCCUUCCUGGCGAAUGAGAGACAGAGGCCUCUCGGCCGAGGGGAAUGGAAUCCAGCCAUGCGGCUCUGACUGGAGUUGUUGUUUGCCUUGUGCUGUCAGUGGGCAGCCAGUGCCUGCAUUCUCCUGCUGCUGCCGCUACUGACUGAUUCCAGAUUAUCUCAAGAGUGUAGGCUGAACAUAUUUUCUGCUUGCUUCUGCCCUUCCGCUUUUAGCCACACUUGGGCUGAAGCAAGUGAUAAACAACUUACUGGAUUACUCGAAUUAACCUACUAGAUAAAUGGAUGCACUGGGGGGAUAAACUUUUGUUGGUCAGUUUAAAACGGUCUUAGACUGAUUCUACAUCUCUGGAAGACUGCGCUGGCCUGAAUAUUUUUCUGUUUUCAUCCCCCGAGGUGCCAUUUUAAUCAUUAACUGUCCACUGUUUAUGCAGAGGUUGUAGUUUCCAUAGAAAUGAAGAUAUCUGGGAAUCUCUGGAGACUGAGCGUGUCAGAGUGAGGGAAAAGGAGAGGCACAGGAUAAGAACUUGCUUGUGAUUACUUGAGCCUGGGGUGAAAAUAUGUUUUUAUGAUUGUGGAGGUCACCUAUGCUGAAUGGACGAAUGAAGGAAGAGUUUCAGGGAGACGCAUAUUUUCCAGCCAUUCCUCACUCAAAGGAAGCGUAGAUAAAGAGAGAUACAGUGGCACUGUUCUGAAAACGCUCCUUUCUCUGAACCGCCUCAAGCAAACAGCGAACGGGGAACAAGAAUGUGAGCCAUGUGCUGAAAUGCUUUCCUGCUUUCAUUUGAUUUAUUCAAGAACUCUAUUCUAAAAAAAAUUAAAAGUUUUUGGAAUACUUGUUGAAAAUCUAUACUGUCAAAUAGAGGACAUUGAUGUUUUCAUGAGUGCCGGUCACUUUUAGGUGAGAAAAGUUGCAAACAAGACUAUUGUAGCAUGUGGGAAAAACUGUUCAGUGGUCAUUUGCUAAACUUAAUAGGAUGAUCGCAUAUGUUUUUUGCUUUGGAUGAGCAUGACAUCAGCAAAGAGUGAAUUUCCAGCACUGAUACCUAAAGCCGGGUCUCUGAAUGAUCAUUUGUGCCUCAUUGAAUUCUGAUAAAUAUUGGGAAGAAGACAUUAUCCUUGAUUAGGAAAGAAGGACAACUUCACUUUAAGUCGGGAUCAGAUACAAUACAAUAAAAUGGAUGACUCCAGUAUUUUAAGGAGGAGAGGCCUUCAGAAGGAGCUGAGUCUUCCCAGAAGAGGCAGUUUCUGUCGGACCAGCAACAGAAAGAGUUUGAUAGUGACAUCCAGCACCUCUCCUACUCUGCCUCGGCCCCAUUCACCACUGCAUGGACACCCAGGAAGCAGCCCAUUGGACAGCCCACGUAAUUUCUCUCCAAACACUGCAGGCCACUUCUCUUUUGUGCCAGCUCGCAGCCAUGGACACAGGGCCGACAGGACUGAUGGCCGUCGCUGGUCUCUUGCCUCUCUGCCAUCCUCUGGCUAUGGAACAAACACCCCAAGCUCAACAGUCUCUUCAUCAUGUUCAUCUCAGGAAAAGCUGCACCAGUUGCCCUUCCAGCCCACUGCAGAUGAGCUGCAUUUCCUCACCAAACACUUCAGCUCAGAGAGCAUCACGGAUGAGGAUGGGAGAAGAUCUCCAGCCAUGCGGCCACGCUCCCGCAGUCUCAGCCCUGGACGCUCACCCAUAUUAUUUGACCAUGAGAUCGUCAUGAUGAACCAUGUCUACAAGGAGCGUUUCCCUAAGGCUACUGCUCAGAUGGAGGAACGGCUGGCUGAUUUCAUAUUCUCCUCAGCUCCUGACAAAGUCAUGCCUUUAGCUGAUGGCGUCCUGAGCUUCAUCCACCACCAGGUCAUAGAAUUGUCUCGGGACUGCCUGGACAAAUCCCGUGAGGGUCUCAUCACCUCCCGCUACUUCUAUGAACUACAGGAGAACCUUGAGAAGCUACACCAAGAUGCUCAUGAGCGUUCAGAAAGUGGGGAGGUGACAUUUGUCACCCAGCUGGUUAAAAAGCUGAUGAUAAUCAUCGCCCGACCCGCUCGUCUGCUGGAGUGUUUGGAGUUUGAUCCAGAGGAGUUCUACCACCUGUUGGAGGCUGCUGAAGAUCAUGCUAAAGAAGGUCAGGGCAUCAAGUCUGACAUCCCUCGAUACAUUAUCAGCCAGCUGGGACUCACCAGGGACCCCCUUGAGGAAAUGGCCCAGCUGAGCAGCUAUGACAGUGGUAACCCUGAAACGCCAGAGACCGAGACAGAUUCCACAGACAGUCGAGGAGCCACCGUACAACCAAUUCAGCUUCAGCCUCAACCCAAAACUAAAACUCCACGUGAGGAAGACUUUGAGACCAUUAAACUCAUCAGUAAUGGAGCCUAUGGGGCUGUGUUUCUGGUGAGGCAUAAGGAGACCCGUCAGCGAUUUGCCAUGAAGAAGAUCAACAAGCAGAACCUGAUCCUGCGAAACCAGAUCCAGCAAGCCUUUGUGGAAAGAGACAUCCUAACAUUUGCAGAGAACCCUUUUGUUGUCAGUAUGUUCUGUUCUUUUGAGACAAGGAGACAUCUUUGCAUGGUUAUGGAGUAUGUGGAGGGUGGAGAUUGUGCCACUUUGUUGAAGCACAUUGGGGCUCUGCCUGUGGACAUGACACGCAUGUACUUUGCUGAGACUGUUCUAGCACUGGAAUACCUUCACAAUUAUGGCAUUGUGCACAGAGACCUCAAACCUGACAAUCUGCUGAUUACAUCUAUGGGACACAUCAAACUGACAGACUUCGGCCUGUCCAAGAUUGGUUUAAUGAGCUUAACAACCAAUCUAUAUGAGGGCCACAUUGAAAAAGAUGCCCGUGAAUUUCUGGACAAACAGGUGUGUGGUACUCCUGAAUACAUAGCUCCUGAAGUCAUUCUGAGGCAGGGCUAUGGAAAGCCAGUGGACUGGUGGGCCAUGGGCGUUAUCUUGUAUGAGUUUCUCGUGGGAUGUGCUCCCUUCUUUGGGGAUACUCCUGAGGAGCUGUUUGGACAAGUCAUCAGUGAUGAUAUAAUCUGGCCAGAAGGUGAUGAAGCUUUGCCUCCAGAUGCUCAAGAUCUCAUCUCCAAACUGCUGCGCCAAAACCCUCUGGAGCGUCUAGGAACAGGGAGUGCGUUUGAGGUGAAACAGCACAGUUUUUUUACUGAUCUGGACUGGAACAGUCUCCUGAGGCAGAAGGCAGAGUUCAUUCCUCAGCUGGAGUCGGAGGAUGACACUAGCUACUUUGACACACGCUCAGAUCGGUAUCAUCACGUGGACUCGGAGGAAGAGGACGACACAAAUGAUGAUGACCAUCUGGAAAUCCGUCAGUUCUCCUCCUGUUCACCACGAUUCAGCAAGGUGUACAGUAGUAUGGAGCGUCUUUCCUUGCAUGAGGAGAAGCGCACCCCUCCUCCCACUAAACGCAGUCUGAGUGAAGAGGGAGGAGAGCGUAUCGACAGUCUCAGUGGCCUAAAGUCUCGAGACCGGAGCUGGCUGGUGGGCUCACCUGAGAUCCUAAGGAAGCGACUCUCUGUUUCCGAGUCAUCUCACACCGAGAGUGACUCCAGCCCGCCUCUGACAGUACGUCGCCGCUGCUGCUCGGCUAUCAUCGAAAUGCCUCGAUUCGCCAUUUCCAGCGAAGAGGAUGGUGGUGUGGGGGGCAGGAAGACCCCUGUGAGGGGACCUCGUGGGGAAGAUCUGCCUCAGGCCAUACCAGAGCUCCCUGUGGAGAGAGAGCUCAGACUGGAUGAAUCGCCAACCACACCAGGCUCCACUUCCAGCCAGAUCAGCCAAUCCACACUCACACCUGGUGGUUCUGGUGAUGUGUUGGAUCGAGCUUCUCGCUACAGUGCUGAAGGAUCUGAAAACUUCACUCCUAAAGCCAUCAGUGAUUUAGCAGCUCGUAGAGCUCGCCACAGACUGCUGUCAGGAGAUACGGAAAAACACACAUCACGCCCACUUAACAAAGUCAUUAAGUCAGCUUCAGCAACUACACUUUCACUCUUGAUUCCUGCUGAUCACCAUGGUGCCUCUCCUUUGGCCAGUCCCAUGUCCCCUCACUCGCUCUCAUCCAACCCCUCAUCACGUGACUCCUCGCCUAGUCGAGAUCUCUCCCCAGCCAUCUGCAGUGUCAAACCAGCCAUAGUCAUCCACCGAGCUGGCAAGAAAUAUGGUUUCACCCUGCGUGCCAUCAGGGUUUACAUGGGAGACACAGACAUUUACACUGUGCACCACAUGGUCUGGCACUUGGAGGAUGGGGGACCUGCUCAUGAUGCUGGACUGAGAGAGGGAGAUCUCAUCACACAUGUUAAUGGAGAGCCUGUCCAUGGACUCGUGCACACAGAAGUUGUAGAACUCAUUCUCAAAAGUGGCAGUAAGGUGUCCAUUUCUGCUACGCCCUUUGAGAAUACUUCUAUUAAGGUUGGCCCUGCACGCAAAACCAGCUACAAGUCCAAAAUGGCCCGGCGCAACAAAAGAACCAAAACCAAAGAUGGACAAGAUAGUAAGAAGAGAAACUCCCUGUUUCGUAAGAUCACCAAGCAAGCGACCCUUCUCCACACCAGUCGUAGCCUGUCCUCUCUGAACCGCUCAGUCUCAUCAGGCGAUAGUGUCCCAGGGUCUCCCACGCACAUGUCCCCUCGCUCACCCACACAGGGCUGUCGUUCCACUCCUGACUCUGCCCACUCAGUGGGUGGGAACUCAUCCCAAAGUAGCUCACCUAGCUCCAGUGUGCCCAACUCUCCUGCCAGUUCUGGACAGAUCAGACCAAGCUCUUUGCAUGGUCUGGCUCCCAAACUGCAGCGCCAGUACAGAUCCCCCCGCCGGAAGUCUGCAGGCAAUAUUCCCUUAUCCCCAUUAGCACGUACACCAUCGCCCACCCCUCAAAACACCUCCCCACCACGUUCUCCUUCGCCCCUGUCAAACCACCCGCUCAUCACUUCUUCAAUAGGCCAGUCUUUCCCUGUCAAACUCCACUCUUCACCUCCAUUAGUAAGACAGAUAUCCCGCCCGAAGAGUGCAGACACUCCUCGCUCUCCUCUGCUCAAACGUGUCCAAUCAGCUGAGAAACUCGCAGCCUCUCUUUCUUCUUCAUCCUCAUCUCCUCCCUCCUCUACUGCUGAUAAAAAGCUACCAGUUGGUGCCAGCCGCAAACACAGUCUUGAUACCUCACAUUCAGAUUUUAAAAAAGAGAUGAUGCAACGAGACCCCAGUCUACAGAGCCUGCAGGAGUCAGCCAGUGAGACUCUGAUGGGAGGAAGAGUGUCUCCUGCAGAAAAGGGCAGUCUGCAGAAAAGUUCAGUUCGUAAACUGGGCAGGCAAGAAGGUCCUGAGUCUGGAACUGGAACUCUGGGACUUGUUCCUGGGAAGAGUAAACUGAAAGACAAGCUAUCUGCCAUACGCCAGGAUCGUGCUGAGCGCCGUGAGUCUCUUCAAAAGCAGGAUGCCAUCCACGAGGUGGACUCCUCAGAGGAUGAGACCGACGAAGGGUCAGAAGAUAGUCAAGAUGGACGCAGGACAAGCUAUGUUCCUCCUAGCCAUAUAUUAAGGCCUACAACUGUAAUGGCCGCUCCCCAUAGCAUCAGGAUGGGACCAGCAGCUCCACAGACACUGGGACUGAUGUCCUCAAUCGUUGCACCCCCAGCCUUACCUCAGCCCAGCCGAGGACUGCAGAUACAAUGCCAAAGUACCACUCAGUCUCAGACACAAAGUUCAAUAUCACCAUCAGUGCAAGCUGCAGCCAAGCCCCCAGAACAGAAUCCCACCACCUCUAUUAUGGCUCAAAACUCAAGUUCAACCCUAGCUGAAGAGUUGAAAAAUAAAGAAUCAAAGGCACAGGACUCUCAAUCCACUAUCUGGCCAUCUCCACCUCAACCCAGCCCCCUGUCCAGUACCUUUUCCACCCAUGGUAGUGCCUUUACCUCUGUCAGCAAAGACCCAUUCAUCAAACCCACCACACCUCCAUUGGAUCCCCGGAGGUCCCCUAAAACUUCUGAGCCCAGGUCCAGAACCAGUGGUAAAAUGGAUCCUAGCACUGCUUCUGGAGUGGCCAGAGAUAUCCCUGUUGCUACCACCCCAACCGGAGGCAUCACAAAGGAGAUGAAGGAGGCUGACAACCGCAGACAGGCUGCGGCUGCUGCUGCUACUGCCACUGCUGCAGCCUCUCCAUCCACUGCCUCUGAGAGCGGAAUGGACAAAGUUGUGUCUCAACUGGCCACUGUGGCUAAGAGUGUGCUUGGCCCUGUCAAACUCAGCAUCCCAGGUACUAGAGAGGCCUCAGAGCGUACAAAGGACCAGCGUCCCCAGACAGAUCCCACCUACCCGAAGAUAAAAGAAUGUCGUCUGGAACGUCGUGAUCCUCCCGACUCUUUGAGUCCCUCUGCUGCUUCUGGCUUCCAGUCUCCACAGCUGACUGAAUCUCCCUCUAAACAAUCAUCAUCUAAAUCUGAGCCAGUUUCAACUUCUCAGAGAUCUUUGGUGGUCCCAGGGACCAAAAGGUCAACUGCUCCAAACCCCCAAGCCGGGGAAGAACAUCAGGAGAGACCAGAGACUCUGCGGUGUGGCACCACACCAAGGCCUAGAUCUGAAGCACAAUCUCAGGCCCAGGCAAAGUCUAGUUCCACUAUUUCACAAGACAAAUUCAAGACAACGUAGCAGCCUUGCAGAAAGACCCAUUUUCUCCAGCUUUAAUUUAACUUGCCUAUGACUGACAAAUACACACUGUAACACAAGGCAUGUUGUCCUGUUUAUUGUCAGUAUUCCUAUGAAAAAGAUUUCUGAAAGAUAAGAUGGAGGUGUUUACAGACGAGCCCAAAAGCUUCAUUUCAGAAUGUCUUAUGCUCUGCCAUUCACUAAAUAAUUGAAGCUUUUGCUUCAAAUUGCUUUGAUUUCUUGUUCCACCUUUUAAAAAAAAAUUCUCAGCAGCUAGAAAAUCUGGAAAAAUGCUUUGGUCUGCACCCUGAGAGACAGAAACCGUGUCAACUUGAAGUAUAUUACCUCUUCAUAUUAUCCUUCUAUUACUUUAAGAAUCAUCUCUUGUACUAAGUAUAGUUGCCUUAAAACAACACCUAAACAUUUCACAUAUUUCUUUUUGCCUAUUCAUCUUUAGAGGAAGACAUAUUGCAGCAAUAAGAGUAGCGUAUCCCGAGCAAUUUUCACAAACAUACAAAGUUGAUUUCAUCACACCUGUAGUAUAGUUAAUAAGUAAUAUAAAGAGAAACCAAACUGCAUUUUCCUCCUUUUCCCACUUGCACUUGUGUCAGCUUUCAAUUGUGUCCAACAACUGUGAGAUUUGUGAGGACUUGAGAUUUCCCCUAUGGCACAGCCGUCACUAAUGUAAUAUUUAUAUGGUAGCUGAAUUUGGAAGUGUAAUGCAGAAUAAUGAUGGCCAAUAAGUGCAUGAAUUACAUCUUUACGUGUUACUUAAUGUUUCUAAUCAGAAUUAAAGAUGUUAUUAGAAAUGAUUUGGAAAUACUCUGUAUAAUAAAUCAUGUGAUAUUUGGCCAUCAUUCACAUCCCACUAAAGUUAUGUAAAGUUACAUAGCUUAGCUAAAGACAUCACUUGUUACUUGCACAUCAUUAUGUCUAGAUCGUGUUUGGUUUUGUCUCUGUUCAAGCGGACCAUUAUAUUUAUUCUUCAGCUUACCCGUUUUAUUUUCUCUUUCUCUUAAUAUCUGGACCAAUUUCCUGUUGUGUCUGUAUAUUUGUUUGCUUUUUUUUAUUAUUUCGGCAGACUUGUAUCUGGAGUUUGUGUGUGUGUGUGUGUGUGUGCGCCUGUGUAUAGAAGCAUGUUCGAGUGUAUGUUCGUGUGGGUUCUUAUAUAAUGCAUAUUUUAAAAAAGUCUGUUAUUUGUUUGUUUUAUGCCCUAGACAAUGGGAGUGUAUUUUUGAUUGGUGUCCUUUCUUUGCCAUAUUAGCUCUGUCUGAUUCAGCUCUUUGUCAUAUACUGGACAAAGAUGUAUUUGCACAAACCCUUUUUAUUUUGUGUGACAAUAAUAUGAAAACCAAUAAAUACAGUAUCCAAUUAGAUCUCAAACUUGGUUGGGGUUUGACCAGUAAGUCACACUGUGGUACGUUGUCAUAUUAUCUUGACUUAAUGUGUUAACUCCAUAAUGUAUUUAAAGGUUAACCUGUGGAACUUUGAAUGUUUUAACCACAUUUUACAUUUAUCCACUCAGUUUACCUCCUCAUUUUCAUUCUUAUUGUUCAAAUUUCAACACUUGCCUGUUAUAAAAGUUCUAGGUGCCAUCUCUUUUCAACACACUCCUGUCCUACUUUUGGCCCUGACAAUAUGGAAAAUUAAAGUGUUUUAAGUUGGUCUUAAAACUGAUGUACAGUUAUGCUAUGCCCUAAUUCAUGUUUUGUCCAUAUAAAAAGUGACUGGAUGUCUUGCUCAUUUACGUUUCUUUAAGGAUUGGAGCUGUUGAUCGCAUUGCAGCUUGAAGCUCCAUUCCUAAUGAACCUAAUUAACCCGAGCACCAUGAUCAGUGAAAAAAAUGCACUUGUAACGAGAAUGGCAUUUGGACAAAGUUUGAAAUGCAUCUGUGGGCAGUCAGGUUUAAUAGAGUAUUUUUCCUGUUGUGUCUAGAGAACACUUAUCAAUCCUACACUAGUGGCAAAGGCAUAAAAGUACAGUUAUUAAAAAAACUAAACAAGGUUAAAUGAUUAUGUCCUGAAUCCCACUCCAAAGUUAUCAUUCUCAUACCCAAUCUUCAAUCUCAAUUUAAACUAAAGUUGAAGGGCUUAUAGAAACUGCCCUUAAAUGUUUACAUGUGUUUGAUAGAUCAUUUUUGGCACACUAGUGCAUUAUGUCUAAAUGAUAUGUCAUAUGUGUAGUUUGGGUGCUCAGGCACAUUUUGUAACUUAGAUGAUGGCAGACCGCUGGUGAUUUCCUUUCUGGUUGUAUUGCAUUUGAGAUUUUACAGGGUAUAAAGACAUUAUGAAACGGUCGCAUUCAAUCGACAAGCCUAGUACUUAGUUUUUAACAUUUUUUUUUUUUUUUUUACAUGUAGUCUCUGAUGACCUGCUUCACAUUCUACCCAUUUUUACCAAAAAAAGGAAAAUAGUUUCCUGAAUUAUGUGUGUAAAUGUGCGAAAUUCAUCUCUUUCUAAAGUCGUGAGCUGCCGUGGGCUGUGAAAGUGAGUGCUAACUGCCUUCUCAUGUACGUGAUGGGGAUGAUGAUAAUGGUUGGGCUAUUUGUUGAGGUGAAGUCGGGUGUCAGAAUGCCUGGGGUGGUCAUCUAUCAAUGUCCCGCAUGCCACCAUGCACGCAAGAGUGAAAUUUAAUCUCACACACCAUCUAGAGCAAAUUUACCUGCCACCUCUCACCUGUGGUAUAGCUUGGCUUUUUAUGAAUGAAAAAUCUUUGGAGUACACAUACACGCACUACUUAAAUCUACCUACCCUAAAUACACACUUAGACUUCAUGUCCCACUUAAAAUACCACUGCCCUCUCCUAAUAUCUGUAUGUUUGUUUGUGUUUGACCCAAAUGAGAUGGUUUACUUUUUAUGUAAAUAUUUUUAAGUCUGGUGUUCUGAGUGUCUUUAAUAUGAGAAGUCAUUUUGUGUGCAAUGGCCACUGCCUUAGACAUGACGCAUAGAGAGAAUGGGACAAUGACUAGAUAUUGUGUGUAUUUUAAGACCUGACACUCAGUUUACAAGGGAGUCAAUGGUGAUACAGUGGCGUUGUGGGUUUAGGGCUCUGCCCAGGUGUCAAUCAUGCUUUGUCCAAGACUAAAGGAGACAAUGUGGUUGUACAGACACAAGUUUGUGCAAAGGAAAAAAAAAAACUGCUAGAGUUGAACCAGUGCAAUAUGUUACAAUGUUCUUUUGUGUUAAGACGCAUGUUUGUUGUUAAUUCUACCUUAUGGAUAAUAAAGAUUUUUUUUAAGUAA